Messenger RNA from Paramuricea clavata, 235 nucleotides. NCBI's taxonomy places the organism in Eukaryota, Metazoa, Cnidaria, Anthozoa, Malacalcyonacea, Plexauridae. The record is from the annotation of a GenBank genome assembly.
GUUCCUGACGCUGAGGACAAGGUUCCUGACGCUGAGUGAGGACAAGGUUCCUGACGCUGAGGACAAGAUUCCUGGCGGUGAGGACAAGGUUCCUGGCGCUGAGGACAAGGUUCCUGGCGCUGAGGACAAGGUUCCUGGCGCUGAGGACAAGGUUCCUGGCGCUGAGGACAAGGUUCCUGGCGGUGAGAACAAGGUUCCUGGCGGUGAGGACAAGGUUCCUGGCGGUGAGGACAAG